This is a messenger RNA of Morchella sextelata, 2679 nucleotides long. RefSeq lists its product as uncharacterized. Gene Ontology annotation, biological process: transmembrane transport; monoatomic cation transport; intracellular calcium ion homeostasis. The transcript is spliced from 5 exons. Gene Ontology annotation, cellular component: membrane. Gene Ontology annotation, molecular function: monoatomic cation transmembrane transporter activity. Bases 1 to 2679 code for a protein of 892 amino acids. NCBI's taxonomy places the organism in Eukaryota, Fungi, Ascomycota, Pezizomycetes, Pezizales, Morchellaceae. The record is from RefSeq and is a predicted model, not a curated record.
AUGCGCUGCCGCACCGCGGUACUCCUCCUCCUCCUGGUGCUAUCGCUCCUGCUGCUCUCCUCAGUCGACGGCAAACGAGUCUCGCGGUCGGCGCCAACCACCCCAACCACCUCCGUCAAGCGAGCCACCACCACCACCACCACCACCACCACCACCAAUGGGAACCGCUUCUGGGGGCUCGUCAAGCGGGCAAGGAGCGAAGCAGAGCUCCAGGAGAUCCGUCUCCAGGAUCUGGAAUGCCGCCGCGUCCACGAAUUCAAAGACAAGUGCACGUUUGUGCGCGAGAACUGCCGCGACGAGGAGGUGGGCUUCUUCGACUACCUCGAGUUCUACUACUGCACGCUGGGACAUGUCCCGGCGGUGCCGUUCGCAAUCAUGGGUGCCUGGCUGAUCAUGCUGUUCACUACAAUUGGUAUCGCCGCAUCUGACUUUUUCUGCAUCAAUCUCUCGACAAUCGCAAACAUCCUCGGCAUGUCCGAGUCCAUGGCGGGCGUCACCUUCCUGGCCUUCGGCAACGGGUCGCCCGACGUCUUCUCGACCUUUGCCGCCAUGAAGAUCAACUCUGGCUCGCUGGCCGUCGGGGAGCUCAUCGGUGCUGCGUCCUUCAUUGCUGCGGUGGUGGCGGGCUCAAUGGCGAUUGUGCAUCCGUUCAAGGUCGGCAAGAAGAGCUUCGUCAGGGACGUGUCGUUCUUCAUCGUCGCGGUUCUGUUCGGGAUCUUCUUCCUUGCCGACGGAAAGAUCCAGAUGUGGGAGUGCGCGGUCAUGGUGGUGUUCUACCUGUUCUAUGUCUGCUUCGUUGUGGCGUGGCACUGGGUAUCGCAGAGCAGGAAGAAGAAGAGACGAUUGGAGCGGAAUGUCAGGGAGCAUUAUACGGCCCCUGAAGAGGAAGAAAACCUGCUUGUUGACGAUGACGAUGAGGAUGGCGGUGUCGGGAGAGAGACUGACGGCCUUCUGGCCUCGUCUCAUGACUUUAGUGCCCUUGAGCGCGGCACCGUGGAUGAUGAUGAAGACGACGCCGAGGAACAGGAGCAGGCGGCAUAUGCCUCCUUCAGCAACAACAUGAGAAUCCAGCGGCCCCGAAUGGAGCGCUCGAUGACUCCCGCGACGCCACACAACAUCAGGCCCUCUUUGGUUGGUGCUCUCGAGUUCCGCGCUGUUCUGCACCAUCUCGAGAAGAACAAGAACCUUGCAGGGAGACCGAUACAUCUACGCAGCAUCCCCCACCGCGAUAACAACGGCCGUCUGCGCGCCGUCUCUGUCAACGAUGCCUUACAACCCCACAUUGACUGGGGCGCCUACCAGUCUGGCCAGAUGCCUCCACUCCCCGACGUGACAGUUUCCAGCCCCAUGAGCCCGCGACCAAACCUCUUCGUCGAGACAACGCCGUCACUGUCCCUCCGCACAGCCUCCCCGGACCUCCUUGCGCUCCCAAAUGCCAACGAAGGCCGCCCAAACUCUGCCCGCCUCUCGCCGACAUCUUCAGAGCCAACAUCACCCUUCAUGUCCGCCAGCUCCCCCACUCUUCUCGUCCCGCCCUCCCCCAGCAGCGAGAUAAGCUCGCCCCGGCACUUCGGCUCUCCGCGCGGCUCCUCCUCCCGCGGCUCCUCCCCGCCCGCGUCAAUCCGCCUCCCACCCCCCAGCCUCGACUCCAUGUCGCUCGGCGGCCUCUCCGGCACGCCCACGGCCCAAUGGCGCCACAUCUCCUGGUGGCCCUACAAGCGCCUCCCGCCCCCGCAGAUCCUCGCCGCAACCCUCUUCCCCACGCUGCGCGGCUUCCUCGAAAAAUCACUCACAGAGAAGCUCCUCGCCGUGAUCGCCAUGGUCCCCGUCUUCCUGCUAACAAUCACCCUCCCCGUCGUCGAGGCCGACGCCGACGCCGACAGCGCCUCCGAGUCCAAACCAACCGACACGCCCAUCGUCGUCCUCGACGCCCCAGAGUCCCCAUCCGACACACACCACAGCGACCACAACCACGACGCCCCCAUAGGCCCCAAAACGUGGAACCGCUGGCUCGUCGCCACGCAGUGCCUCACGGCACCGGUCUUCCUGGUCGUCAUGUUCGCGUGGGACGACGACCCGGACACAUCGCUCACAAAGCCCAUCCUCUGGGCGCUCAUCGCCGGCCUCGUCUCCCUCGGCGUGCUGCUGACAUUCACGACCCCCGCGCACGCCCCGCGCUCGCGCUACCUCCUCUGCUUCGCGGGCUUCGCCGUCUCGAUCGGCUGGAUCAGCGCCAUCGCCAACGAGGUUGUCGGCGUGCUCAAGGCCUUUGGCGUCGUGCUGGGCAUCUCCGACGCCAUCCUGGGGCUGACCAUCUUCGCCGUGGGUAACUCGCUGGGUGAUCUCGUUGCGGAUAUCACUGUUGCGAGACUGGGCUUUCCGGUCAUGGCGCUGUCGGCGUGCUUUGGGGGGCCGAUGCUGAAUAUACUGUUGGGCGUGGGGCUGUCGGGGUUGUGGAUUACGGCUGGGAGGGAGGGGCAUGAGGCGUAUAAGAUUGAGGUGGCGAGGUCGCUGGUGGUUAGUGCGGCGACGUUGCUGCUGACGCUGGUGGUGCUGCUGGUGGCCGUGCCGGCGAAUGGGUGGUGGAUGAGUAGGGGCAUUGGGUGGUGCUUGAUUGGGCUGUGGGUGGUGAGCACGGCGGUGAAUGUGGCGGGGGAGGUGGGGGGGUGGUGGACGUAG